UCGGGUGCGGGACGAGGUGGCGGAGAACGUGGUGCAGCUUCACCACAGCCAUCUGAUCCGUUGGCUGGAGGAGCGCAUGGCCCGCGGCGAGGAGAGCAUCCGCAUGGCCCAGUUCUGUGACCUACUCGCCACCCGCUUCGCCAUCAAAGAGGAGUGCGAGGAGGCCUUUGCUCAGUUUGAUGCCGAGGGCGAUGGGAUAGUUGCUGCUGAGAACAUGCUGGAGUCCCUCAAGACUUCAGGUGGUGCCAACCUCCAGGGGGAGCUGAGCCACGUGAUCCGCCAGCUACAAGGAUGCUCUCUGACUCCAGGUUUCGUGGACAUCUUCUCCAAAAAUAAGGACCGAGUGGGCGUCCACGCUGCCAAAAUCCUCCGCUUUCUCCACCGUAACCGCAUCCCGAGCAGCGCCAUUCCCUUCCCGUUGAUGGACAGCUACAAUAACAUUUGUGCCAUGAGGUCCUCUGUCCUGAAGGACAGCCUGAAGCAACUGCUGGAGAAGAAGAAUGAGCAAACUAAUCAGAGUGCCACCGAGCUGAGUGGCAAUCGAGACCUGGACAAGCUGAAGCUCAUAACUAAAUGCUACACCAGCAUCGAAGCCUCCUCCAACUCCACUGACAUCGACAAGAUGACCAACGGAGAGACCAGUUCCUACUGGCAGUCAGACGGGAGCUCGUGUUCACACUGGAUCAGACUACGGUUGAAGCCUGACGUGGUGCUGAAACACUUGUCUGUAGCGGUGGCGGCCAGUGACCAGAGCUACAUGCCCCAGCAGGUGACCGUGUCCCUGGGGAGGAAUCCCAGUAAUCUCCAGGAGGUCCGCGAUGUCAGGAUUCCCAGCAACAUGACCGGUUACGUGACCCUGCUGGAGAACGCCAAUGCCAGCCACCCAUUUGUACAGAUCAACAUUAAGCGUUGCCACGGGGACGGCUGUGACACCAGGAUCCACGGGCUGAAGACGAUGGGUCACCAGGUAGUGAAGAAGCCGGGGGUGUCCGUGUCGGACGCCUCCGCCAUCUGGUACCUGUCGCUGCUGACCACACUGGUCACCGUCUCCAUCGACACCAACCCCGACCUGGCCCAGGACGUCCUGCAGUUCACACAGAAAGCACUGAACCAUAUGCCUCCCCUGUCUCUCACGCCCAGCUCCACGGACCUGCCGAGCUUCAUGUCGGCCAACGUCCUGGAGAAAGUCGACGUCUUUCUGGUCCGGAUCGCGAGCUGCUGUGCCGGCCCCCAGGCAGACCUGACGCUGCUGGCCUUCGCUUUGGCCAGAGGCAGCAUUGCCAAGGUGAUGACCUCGCUGCUGUCCAUCAGCGACCGCUUGGACACACUGUACGACGCGUCCUCGCUCCUGGCUCCCAUGGCGACCGUGAGGCUUAACCAGCUCCACAGAUACGGAAAAACCCUGCAGCUGACUGUGGAAGCGUGCGACGCGAAGGAGGGAAAGGAGAAGGGAUACGGACCCUCAGCUGUGUUGUACGAGUCGUUGCUUGGAGAUGGGUUUCUGUCCGAGUCGGGCCAAACACGGGUCAGCUUCAUUCUGUCGUCGAGAAGCAAGUUGGCCAUCCAGGUGACACAGAUCAGGGUCAAGGUACACAAUGGCGCCAAAGGAGCCAAGUGCGGUCUCGUCUUCGCUUACAACGACAAGGAGGAGACGUUUGAUGCGGAGAAACAUUUGCAAAGGUUUGAGAAGUACAACAAGUGGAAGCUGCAGGAAUUCCGGCAGUUUGUGAAGGAAAGGAACAGCGGCCACAGCGUGGAGCCCUCCGAAGACGAGCCUAUUGGUUGGUUUGAGCUGGAGGAAGACUGGAAUGAAAUUGAGUUGAAGUUACAGACCUGCCGGAUUAGCAAGUUCCUGAUGGUGAAGUUCCUCUGCCCGAGGCAAGAGGACGAGAGCAACACACGCAUUGGCAUCAAGCACCUGACCGUCCGUGGUUACCUCAGACCCGCUAAUCAAGAGUUUGUGUCUCUAUGCGAGGCACCGGCCAGUGGCCUGGUCUCUGGGCAAACUCUCCUCUUGAAGACCCUCUACUUCAUCCAGCAGCUGGCGCAGGACGUGGCAGAAUUGAAAGAGCGCAAGUCGAAGCAGAGACCAUAUCUGGACUUCUCAGACCUGAGUCUCAAGCUCUUCUGGGACUUCUACAAAAAGUUCAGAGAAAACAGCCACGAGUCACAGAGCCUCAUGGCACAGACCAUCUUGCUGCAGCUGCUGCAGAACUGCCUGGCCUUACUCUCUGGCUCUCAACCACCUGGCAAAACAGCGGGGACGAAGCAGCAGCCCAUUGACACCCAAUCCACACAGGACCUGUACACCUACCUCUGUAACGUGGUGGAUGUGGAGGAGUAUGACACGGUCCCUGGGGCGAUGCUGAAGAAGGAAGCCAUCAACACUGUCCUGAGUGGAGCCGCCAUCUUUUUCCCAGAUGUGCAGACACGACGCAACCAGCUGUUUAAAAUGAUGAAAACGAUCACGGAGCCUUCUCAGCCUCAGUCUACCAUCAUCACCUUCCAGUCCCUGUGCCACUACUUCAGCAAUCGGGACCCCAGCGGCCUGCUUCAGCUGCCACAGGAGGGCGUGGCCGCCCACUUCGACAUCAGCCCCGUGAUGAUGGUCAUGGACACACUGCUCUUAGUGGCCACUCGGGAGGUUUUCCUAAUUCAAACUCUUCAUAUUGCACAGGAACAUCUGCAGUGCGAGCUGAUGGUGGUGGACAGUUCGUUCGGGAAGAAUGAAGCUGUUCUCGUCAAUCUACUGUGGGCUUUGCAGGGACACCUCCUCUCCUGGUGCUAUCUGCAGCUCAAAGGGAAUGACGUUUCGUGUCACCGUCUGGCCCGGGAAAUCCUCCUGAACUAUGUCAAACGUCAUAUCCGCAGUGCGUCCAGUGUCCUGGAUUUCCUGAUGAUGAAAUGCAGCGGGAGCAACAUCAUGGCGAGCCUGAAUGACUCUUUCCUCGCCAUGGCAACAAGACAACUGGUGAUCUUCCUUUUGGAACUUUCAAACCUGAACAUCCCACAUUGCACCCUCUUACAAACCUUUGCUCCACUGGCUAAAACAUUGAAGAGCCUGUGCAGCGAGACCGGCGAUAGCUUUAUCAAGAUGGACGGAGAGAACCUGGAAAAGUCUGAGGAGCCGGUCUUCCUCCGGAUGUGGACCAUGGAGUCGGCACACAACUAUGAGAACAACAGCCACGAGACGACGGUCUUUGUCUGCCCGGGGGCAACGUUCUUCCAGCUGGAGUUUGACGAGAAAUGCGAAACGGAGAAAAGAUACGAUUACCUGGAAUUUACAGACUCCAGAGGAGUGAAAGUGCGUUACGAUGGAAAGGUCGGGACAGAGAAAUGGCCCACGGAAGUAACAUUCAAGUCAGGCCCACGACUGCAGUUCCUCUUCCACUCGGACAACUGCAACAACGAGUGGGGAUACAAGUUCGUCGUCAAAUCCUAUGGGCUGCCGGAUGUGCGAGUACCUUGGGUCGCUGACCUGCAGCUGCUUGUGUCCCGGCUGAUGGGGCGUCUGGCUUCUCAGACCAUGGCUCUAAAAUCCACCUGUGAGCUGCUCACGGUGCCAGAGCUGCUGGCGGAGAAGAUUGCUGCUGUGGUUGAGUCCCGGCUCUGGAGACCCAUCUUGAGGCACGGAGUGUGCCCGCCAGCAAGCGAAACCCCUGCAGAGACGCUGCACCUCAGGCCGGCGGCACACCAUACGCACAUGAGCAACGAUGACAUCCGGAGUUUCUUGGUCCAGAUGGCUCUUUGGGACCCUUCGCAAGAGGAUGCUGGCAGUUCGCAGUUUGAGCCAGUUCAGAGGCUUAUAAAUCUGUGCAAGAAACAGUCACCAAAGUCGGAGGCAGUCAGUGGAUUUGGCCUCGGGUCCACAGUUGACCGAGCUGUGAACGGCGUGUUUGCUGCCAUGUUGUACCACACUCCCGACCUGUACACUGCACUCCAUGCUUACGUUGCAAGUGGUGGUUCCUCAGGUGUGAGUGAAGAGAUGGUUGAGGUCUACUCACUAGCCGAGGGGAUGCAGACUUGGAUCAUGGAGGUUAAACAGAAGUAUCUAAUCAUGGUGGGUGACAAAGAAGAUUCAGAAGAGCAGAAUAAGGUUAACCCAGAAAACAUAGCUAAGAACUGGAUUGGGAAGAGCCUUUUGCUACUUAAAUUUGCGCCCCUGGGGACAAAGCUCACUGAACCCCCAAUGGACGCUAGGAGGACAGAUGUUGGCCAUUUGAAGGAGGCACAAGAAGACUGUAAACUGUUUACUGACGCACCAGCCAGCCAAGCUGCACCCCCGCCCAAGGCCUCUCAGAAAUCAACAGAACCAUUGCCAACAGCGUCAAAGUCUCAGCAGGUGGCCCCCUCCUCCCCGAAGGAGGACUCUUCUGUUCGUCCACGCUCUGAGAGCCAGGGUUCCUCGACGAGCACGACGCCCAGCGAAAACCCAGUCUCCCCUCACACUGACCUCCCCUCCCCUUUCAACUCCAAGUCUAAGCCUGCAUUUGCAAAAGGCAAACGCCUCCGCUUACUGUCCCUCAAGUCGAUGGAAGAGUUCAAGAUGGUCCCAAUCCAGGACAAGUAUCCAACGCUGAAGAAGAUCUUGGGCUUCAUGAAGGAUUCCAGUAUUUCGUCCGACAGUGUUGUGCAGGUUCUGUCAAUGCGGAAAGCCCAGGCCAAGGCCAUCAGUGAGGUGCUGAAGGUGGUGAGCGAGUGUCUGCACUCCCUGGGGCAGCCCCAUCUCUUCCAGUUCUCCUGCGUUCUCUUUUUGCAGGAAGUGUUGGCCUGUCAGAAAGAACUGAUCAGUUAUCAUAAGCAGCUGGAAGGCUGCGGUAAGGAGCUGUGGAAUGAUCUCCGACAGGCUUACUACAGCCUCGUGCUGCUCCUAGUCAAAGCUGUCCGUCAGUUCAACCCUGAGAGAGAUGGGUCUCUGCUCCCUGCGCUCUCCUGUGUACAGACCUGCCUUUUGCACCUGUUGGAUAUGGGCUGGGAGCCCCAGGACAUGUCCUUCUUCGUCGAUGUCAAGCUGCCGGAUCUCUUGCUGGCGAUGUCCCAGGAGAACAUCAGUGUACACGACAGCGCUAUCGACCAGUGGAGUGAGGAGGACGAGAUUGCGGACUAUGAGUGCAAUAAGGAGUGGAUGGAGGAGUGUCAGGAUGGAAUCCAGCCUCGUCUCUGGUACGAAAAGGUGUCCAACUCAACCCCCGAGGAGAAGAGGCGGAUGCACAUGUUUGUGGCGAGGUACUGUGACCUGCUGAACGUGGAGAUCUCCUGCGACGGUUGUCACAAGAUCGCACCCUGGCAUCGCUACCGGUGUUUGCAGUGUCCAGACAUGGACCUGUGUAAAACCUGCUUCCUUGGUGGGGUGAUGCCGGAGCACCACGAGGAUUGCCACAGGAUGGUGAACAUGGAGUACGCCUGCGAUCACUGCCAGGGGCUCAUCAUCGGCCGCAGGAUCAACUGCAACGUGUGCGAUGACUUUGAUCUGUGCUACGGCUGCUACUCGGCCAAGAAAUACCCCGACAGCCAUUUGCCCGGGCACAGCAUCACUGUGUUUCCCAUGGUGACCAUACGCAUUAGUGACCGGCACCGGCUGAUUCAGCCGUACAUCCACAACUACACUUGGCUGCUCUUCAGCGCACUGGCUCUCUAUACUGCACACCUGGUGACAGAGCGGGAAUCAGAUGAGGAGGAGCUCAAUCCCAAAGUCCUCUCUCACACUGAGGUGCUGGAGGCUAACUGCACCCAACUCAUCACAGAGUAUCUCCUCAAAGCACAUCGAGGGAAAAGUCUGAAGAACUCUGCGGUGCUUUCCUUGCUGUCCAACGUGCCCCUUGACGGGGAGGUGAACGUGGCCGGCACCUCCACCGAGACCACACUCUCCACCAACACAGCUCCUGACCCCAGCACCAGCAACCAGUUGCCGGCCGAAUCCAGCUGCACCCAUGUGGGAUCCUCCAAUAUCAAGCCGAGUGCGAGUGAGGCCACGCUGGCGAGUAUCGAGAGCAUCGAGUGGGAGAGUGUCCAGGUGCUGGACGUGUCCGCAGCAGGAGGCGAGGCCACCGAUUCUGAGACGUGUAAAGGCGCCGGGAUCUCUGACUCGGAUGUCUCGAAUCAGGGAGCGCCGUCAUCCUCGGCCAUUUACUCUCCUGUGCCGGGGGCUCGCAGGGACUCGCCGGAACGUUCCGGCUCCGCUUCCUCCAAACAAAUCUCGGCCUCGGGGGUCUGCGCCAGGCACCCCAGGGCCACGCAGCCUCAGCACAUUCCUUCCUCCUCGCGGAGUGAAGCCCCCAGCUCCGUGUCUGACACCGCGCCUCGCUCCCCAGACCCCCGAUCCGAGUCUGCCCCGACCGAAUCUCCAGGGGUGCCGACGUCCGCCCAGAGCCUGACCGAACAGCAAACUUCUCCGUCCACAGAGGACGCACUCCAGCCAGGCCUAGACUCCACACUGGGAGCCUCGGAUGUUUCCCGGUCAAAAGCCUCACAGAAGGAGCCAGGCCCGGAAGAGGGCACAGCGCCCGGACAGGACCAGGUAUUUGCAGAGUGCUCUCAGGAGAGGAUUCUGGGCUUACUGGCGGCCAUGCUGCCCACUGCCAAGCUGGACUCAGCGUCGCCGCUGCUGAACCUGAGGCAGGUGCUGGGACUGCUGUUCCGGGUGGUGAUGCAGAACGCCGGCCACCUGAACGAGACAUACCACCUGACACUGGGGCUCUUGGGGCAGCUGCUGCUAAGGAUCCCCCCCCACGAGGCCGACCGCGCGGUCAAGGACGUCCUCUUCGCCUCCUGGGCGCUGCUCGGCACGGCCGAAGGUGGCCGCAAACUGCCGGGCUGGAUGACAACACAGGUUCUAUUCAGCCUGGGCGCAGUGUGUUUGGACAGCAGGAUAAGCCUAGACUGGGCGUGCUCGGUGGCUGACAUCCUGCGGGACCUGAACUGCAGCCCCCAGUGGCAGGGAGUGACCACAGCCUUCACAGAGCACUGUAUCAGAGAGCUGCCUUUCCGCCUGAAACGCACCAACAUCUUCACCCUGCUCGUGCUGGUGGGAUUUCCUGAGGUGCUGUGCCGGGGGACCCGUACUGUUUACAUAGACAAUGCGAAUGAGCUGCACGAUGUCAUUGUCUUGAAGCAUUUUACAGAAAAGAAUCAAGCCGUAGUGAUCGAUAUAAAGACUCGAAAGCGCAAAACAGUGAGAGAUUACCAGCUGACGCAGGUUUGUGAGCCUGACCACAAGACCCCGCAAGCCCAGCUGACCCAGUACCUACAGCACUUUAUGUUAAUCUACAGCCACCUCCUGCAGACCAGUCUAGACGGGAGCUGCCCAGACGCCGUGGAGGCGACAUGGGUCCAGUCAUUGGCUCUGAAGGGUCUCUACAAAACCAUGAAGGUAACGAAGAAGCAUGGCAUUGGAGAGAUCCACCCCUCCAUCCUCCAGUCCGGUCUAAUCAAACUGCUGGUGAAGAAAUGCACGAAAGGGACGGGCUUCAGCAAGCUGUGGCUUCUCCGGGAUCUGGAGACCCUCUCAAUCAUGCUGUACUCCUCCAAGAAAGAGAUCAGCUCUGUCGCUGAGGUGAAGGAUUCCGAGACCGAGGAGAAGGCGCACACUCCGGAUCCAGAGUCUAAACGGAGCAACUCUGUGUUUGAAGUGGACGAAACCAAGCCCGACCCAUUAGAGGGACUCGACGAAGCCACGAAGAUUUGCUUCCAGAUCACUCACGAUGCACUGAACGCACCUUUGCACAUCCUGCGAGCCAUGUUCGAGCUUCAGAUGCGAAAAACUGACUCCUUUUUCCUCGAAGUACAGAAAAGGUUCGACGGCCACAUGAUUACUACAGACGAGACCAUCCAGUCCAUGUCUAUGAAGUGGCAGCCCAGUAAAGCUCCCCCUGCUGAGGAGCACAACACCAAAGCUGUGGACACCGACAUGAUGAUCCUGCCCUGUGUGCACAAGAUCAUGGGGAAACGCUGCUCACUGUCCAAGCCUGUGCGCUGCGAGAAAGCCAUGGAGGAGCCUAACCCCGUCACCCAGAAGCUGAUCACCAACACGGAGAGCGACCUCCAACUCAGCUUCGCCAAACAGCGACGCACCAAGAGCUCGGUGCUGCUGCACAAGGAGCUGGACGCACGCAGUAAGAAGGCGGUGAGGGAUUACCUGUACAAGGUGAACGAGGCCAUCGCGGUGCUGUACGCCCGGCACGUGCUGGCCUCCCUGCUGGCUGACUGGCCACCACAGGUGCCCAUCACCGAGGAGGCUCUGGGGCUGAGCUGCCCAUCGCACGUGGCCUACAUCCUGGACCUGCUCAUGCAGCUGGAGGAGAAGCCACUGUGGGAGAAGAUUCUGCAGAAGGUGCUGCUGGGCUGCAGUGGGAACAUGCUGGGCUCCCUGGCAGUGACUGCCUGCCAGUUCAUGGAGGAGCCGGGGAUGGAUGUGCAGGUGCGGGAAUCCAAGCAUCCGUACGAGAACAACAGCACCAUCGAGGACAAAGUUCACAUCCCGGGGGCUAUCUACCUGUCGGUGAAGUUUGAUCCUCACUGUGUGUCUGAGGACGGCUGUGACGAGCUCCUCAUGUCCAGCAGCGGUGACUUUAAGCAGGAUCGUCACACCUUCAGCGGCUCCUCCCACAAGUGGAUCGACUUCGACGUUCCAGGUGAUACCCUGUACUACAGGUUCACAUCUGACAUGGACACCAACGACUGGGGCUACAGGUUUACAGUGACUGGUGGCCAUCGCGGCAGGUUCCUGACUGGCUUCGAGAUCCUCCGCCAGAUGUUGCAGGAAGAUCGAGUUCUCCAGCACCUCCCCAUCGCUGAGGUCUGGGAGUGGCAGGUGGGCGUGGCCUGCCAACAGCUGGGCCAUCAGCGACUCAAAGCUGUUCACCUGCUCCUGAGGAUAUUGCAGAGCAGCUCCCACAGAGGCUGUGACCUGACUCUCCUCAAGCCGCUGUGGCAGCUGUUCACCAAGAUGGAGAGCCACGGGCGACAAGAACAGGCUGGCGUCUGCAUCCUCCCCCCCCUGCACCGCGCCCUGACUGAGCUCUUCUUCACCGCAGAAAACCGGGCGGUGGAACUCGGAGUGCUGCAAGACUACUUUUUGGCCUUAACCACAGAAGAUCACAUCCAGCGCUGUGCUCUGCAGGGACUCAAGAAUAUCGCUGCCAUCAGCCUCGCAAUUAACCACCAGAAUAAAGCCACCAAGUUCCUGGGAGGAGCAUCUGUAUCUUAGAGCCGGGGGGACGGGCGAAGUGAACCAGCCGCCUCUUCGGACCAUCCACCGAGAGUUACGGGUACUCGGGACGAGCCCAGUCGGCGAUCGCGGAGGUGGGGGGAUGGGAGGAGGGUACCAGCCAACUGAUCAGACUUAGUCAAACCUGAACUUUCUGAAGUGUGAUGCCACUUUCUGUAUACUCUCUCUCUCUCUCUCUCUCCACUCUCACGCACACUGAAACUUCCCCUUUGUCUACUCUCUCCCCACCUUGGUUAGAAAGCCCUGGAUUUAUUACACUUCAGGCCCAAACACUCACCAUUAACGCUGGUCCCUGUGACCCUGUCCUUAGAUCGGGAACGUUUGGGGUGAGCUCCCCCCUCCCCCACCCACCGCAGUACGUGUCAGCCAAGCCCACCCUGACCCAGACUGGGAUUGGGCACAGAAUGGGUGGAUGAUGCUGUAUCCAAUGCAAGUUCACUUUGACUUGACAACUGAUGGGCAGCACCAACCAACCCGCGAUGAUUUCACUCCUCGCCCACCAAUGGCUCGUGUGUAAGCUGGAUCUCACUGUCCCACUGGAAGGUUAUACCUUAUUGAAGUGAUCUCUUUUUUGGUAGACUUGAUUCUUUUUUAAUAUAUAUAAAAUAUAUAUAUAUAUAUAGAGCUGAUGAGAAGAAUUCUUGAAAGUGUAGCUGUCUUCAUCAGGUAACAAGUGGCUGCCUGUUCGUCAUCUGCGGGAGGUAACACACAACACUCGAAUCAAACCCACCUCGAUCCUCUUACAUUCUGUUUUCAUCUUAAAUAUUGCCACCUCUUUCUCCCCUCCUUCACCCCCCCCCCAACCCCCCGGUGCUGGGAUAAGCCCUGUCUAACUCCAUGCCUGACAUCAAUCUGAAACGCCACCUUAUGUCUUCCUGUCCUUAGAAGGAUAGAUGUAAUUUUUGUUUAACUAAGAGCUUUUUCCUUCUCUCUCUCUCUUCUCUCAUUUUUUAUUCAUUUAAAACUUUUUUUUCCACCCCGCUUAACGAUAGUGCCAUUUCUGAAUAAUUUUUGUACGGUCUCUUAAGCAAAAAAAAACCUUGAUAUUAUUUCAUUUUGUUUUUGCUCACGUCAAUAUCUUCAGCCCACCCUCUCUCUCUCUCUCACCCUCACCCCCACCCGGUGCACUCUCUUUUUCUCUGCCCCCCGCCUCAGCUGUACCCAUUUCCAAUGCUGCAUAGAAUUUUGAAUGUACAAUGCUGUUAAUAUUAUGUGAUGCGGGUAUCAAUUAUGCAGUUCAAAAUAAUGGACAAGUUUAAACUAUUUACUCAGAUUGUAAUAUUUGCUCAAUUCUUUUAAAUAAUAUGCCCACUUGGUAAUGUUCAAAAAUAAAUUACAAAAGGGAGAAAAAAAUCCCCAAAAAGCAAA
Molecule: messenger RNA, 10594 nt
Organism: Callorhinchus milii (elephant shark)
Lineage: Eukaryota; Metazoa; Chordata; Chondrichthyes; Chimaeriformes; Callorhinchidae
Gene: zzef1
Product: zinc finger, ZZ-type with EF hand domain 1
Exons: 57
Coding region: 77-9205 (3042 amino acids)
Biological process (GO): protein ubiquitination; regulation of synaptic plasticity
Cellular component (GO): postsynapse
Molecular function (GO): ubiquitin-like protein ligase activity; calcium ion binding; zinc ion binding
Source: RefSeq, a predicted model, not a curated record